CGGCGUUCGACAUCUGUUCCCUCAAGCUUCUAGCCUCGUAGAUGCCAAAUUAGCAGCUCUCCCCGGCAAUACGCACCUAUCGCGUUGCCUGAACGGGCCGGCUGGUCAACUACGGUUUGCGACGAGUCAUUUGCUCAUGAGAGAGUGGGGAAGACGAUCUGCUCCGAUCCGUCUUUGAAAACUGAUGCGGAACUUGUGGCUACUUGUCAUACAUUAAUAUAUAGCCGUGUGGGAGGAAGGACACCCCAGCCAUUCCCGUUGUUCAACCCCCGUCGUACUUCAAUCCGUUCCACUGUGAAGAUGGGUACUGCAACAGCGCAAUCCGGACUUAGCAGCUCGGUCAUGCACCGCGACCUGCACGCGGCCCCGAAACGCGCCGUGGGUGCUGAAGGCAACUAUGUCAUUCUCGAAGAUGGACAGAGACUCCUGGACUCGACUGGUGGUGCCGCUGUCAGCUGCCUCGGCCACGCGAACGAGCAGGUAAAAGAGGCCAUCAAGAAGCAAAUGGACCAGCUUUCGUACUGCCAUACAAUGUUUUUUGCCACGGACGUCUUUGAGGAGCUUGCAGCGUUCUUGAAGGAGUCUACUGGCGGAAAAAUGUCCAGAUUAUUUGUUGUCAGCUCUGGCUCCGAAGCCAUGGAAGCUGCCAUGAAAUUGUCUCGUCAAUACUUCCUCGAACUUCCCACUCCAGAGCCGAAGCGCACAAGAUUCAUUGCCCGGCAGCACUCUUUUCACGGCGUCACACUGGGUUCUUUGUCUAUGGGUGGUCAUGUUUUCCGCCGCGAGCUGUUCGAACCGCUUCUACUCCCAAACAUUUCCCACGUUUCACCCUGCAAUGCAUAUAGGGGCAAGAGAGAUGGCGAAUCAGAUGCAGAUUAUGUAGGAAGACUUGCUGCCGAGUUGGACGCCGAGUUCCAGCGAGUUGGCCCCGAAACUGUGUGUGCGUUUGUUGCGGAGCCUGUCGUCGGUGCUGCACUCGGCUGCGUGCCUUCUGUGCCAGGCUAUUUCGCAGCGAUGAAAGCGGUAUGCGACAGGUAUGGUGCCCUCCUGAUCAUGGACGAAGUGAUGUCAGGAAUGGGUCGCUCUGGAACGCUGCAUGCCUGGGAACAAGAAGGCGUUGCGCCUGACAUUCAGACCAUAGGAAAAGGCCUUGGGGGAGGUUAUGCUCCCGUCUCAGGUGUGCUGAUUGGCAAUAAAGUAGUUGAAGUUAUGGAUAAGGGAACCGGAGCAUUCCGCCAUGGUCAGACAUAUCAGGGCCACCCCAUUGGUUGUGCAGCAGCAUUGGCCGUCCAGAAGGUCAUCAAAGAGCAGAAUCUACUUCAAAACGUGAGAGAAAUGGGUGCGCUGCUCGAGUCGAAGUUAAGAGAGUAUAUCGGCGAUCAUCCAAAUGUGGGCAAUAUCAGAGGCAAGGGUCUAUUCUGGGGUAUCGAAUUCGUGAAGGACAAGGCAACAAAAGAGCCUUUUGACCCUAAGCUUGCUGUCGGUGCGCGGGUUCAGAAUACGGCUCUAACACCUAAGUAUAGUUUCUCCAUCUACGCUGGUGGCGGGACCAUGGAUGGAAAACGCGGCGAUCACGUCCUUCUUGCCCCCGCUUAUAAUAUUACAGCAAAUGAGGUGGACAUGAUUGCACGCUUAACCGCCGCCGUCAUCGUUGAGGUGUUCAAUGAGGUCAGCGCCUCUACGUAAUGAAACUCUCCCUCAAGAUGUUCAUUUGAAGCUUCUGUCUGGAUACACACACAAGACUUGGCCGUGAAUAUCCUGAAGGAAUACAAAACGAUGAGCAGCAUUACUGGCUCAAAUAAUCAUCAAGCAGUGCUCUUUAAGAUCAGUGAGAUCAAUGUGUAGCAGAGGUCAACUCAAGCCUAACCCUCAGACUCGACUUUUAUGAUUCCACCAAACACAUCCACACCAAGCCGCCCCUUUCGCAUGGAAGCCUUCACCGGGUUUGAUGAGUUGAAUAUUAGAUCAAGCUCUUCGAGCUAUAAUCGUAAAAUCCACCAUUAGUUCCUAGGACAAAUGGCAAAGAACAAAGUGAAAUAUAUAGAGACUUACCGUGCAAUUCUUUGUUUCUGGAAUGAAGUAGUAUAUAACGACGGCUUGAACAGCACACCAUACACAGAAAAUUAUGUAUGUAUGCCAGCCAAUUUUGUCCAUAGCGACGGGCCAGGCAAAUUGGUUGAGUAGCAAGGCUGGAGAGAUCGGAAAUCAGUCCAAAGGGCCUAGAAAGAGAGGGGAUAAGACCAGAUACCUACCAGCAUUCAACGCCAGAUUCUGAAACGCCAGGCCCUUUGCACGCAUUUCGAAUGAAAGCACUUCGACUGGAUAUAAGGCUUGCAACGGUGUGAAGCCAAUCGAAAACACUGCGCCAAAAACGAAGAUAAAAGCCAACGUUGCCGUUCCUGCCGCAGGAGAUGUCCCUGGAAAAUCUUUUGUGC
This is a messenger RNA of Coccidioides immitis RS, 2435 nucleotides long. RefSeq names its product aminotransferase. Gene Ontology annotation, molecular function: transaminase activity; pyridoxal phosphate binding. Gene Ontology annotation, cellular component: cytosol. The record is from RefSeq and is a predicted model, not a curated record. Lineage: Eukaryota; Fungi; Ascomycota; Eurotiomycetes; Onygenales; Onygenaceae. The coding region runs from base 301 to 1686 and encodes 461 amino acids. The transcript has 4 exons.